This is a messenger RNA of Cynara cardunculus var. scolymus (artichoke), 1575 nucleotides long. Its product is annotated as cytochrome P450 82C4-like. Gene Ontology annotation, biological process: defense response to other organism. The transcript is spliced from 2 exons. NCBI's taxonomy places the organism in Eukaryota, Viridiplantae, Streptophyta, Magnoliopsida, Asterales, Asteraceae. The record is from RefSeq and is a predicted model, not a curated record. Gene Ontology annotation, molecular function: heme binding; iron ion binding; oxidoreductase activity, acting on paired donors, with incorporation or reduction of molecular oxygen. The coding region runs from base 1 to 1575 and encodes 524 amino acids.
AUGAAUUAUUCACUCCAACUAAUUAUCGUAUUUAUUUCGUUUUUACUCCUUUUCUACGUCAUGUUUAUCGGUAGAACCAAGUCCAAAAGCAGGGCUAGAGAAGCACCUGAGCUCGGUGGUGCAUGGCCGAUCAUCGGCCACCUCCACCUACUUGGCGGCGGCAACCAGCUUCUCUACCGGACAUUAGGAGCCAUGGCCGACAAAUACGGGCCGGCGUUCAACAUCCGGCUAGGAACCCGCCGUGCUUUUGUGGUGAGCAGCUGGGAAGUGGCCAAAGACUGCUUCACCGUCAACGACAAAGCACUUGCUUCACGGCCUAAAACCGCCGCCGUGAAACACAUGGGUUAUAACUAUGCCGUCUUUGGCUUCGCUCCUUACACUCCCUUUUGGCGCCAUAUGCGGAAGAUCGCCACCCUGGAGCUCCUUUCCCACCGCCGCCUUGAGAUGCUCAAAAACGUCCGUUUGUCGGAGAUUAAUUCCGGAAUUAAGGAACUCUACGGGCGGUGGGAGGAAAACUCUCGUCGGCCGGUGGUUGUUGAACUGAAUAAAUGGUUGGAACACAUGAUGUUAAACAUAGUGGUGAUGAUGGUGGCCGGAAAGCGGUAUUUCGGUGUUGGAGGUGGCGGGGAUGAGGCGGCGAGGUGUCAGAAAGCCAUCAGCGAUUUCUUUCGUUUGAUUGGUAUUUUCGUGGUAUCAGAUGCCAUACCUUUUCUAUGGUGGUUGGAUUUACAGGGAUAUGAAAAGCAGAUGAAAAAGACGGCAAAGGAUCUCGAUUUGGUGCUACGAGGGUGGCUCCAUGAACAUCGACAAAACCGAAAGUUGGAUUUGGGACGAAACAACGAAAACGUAAAGGAUUUCAUAGACGUAAUGUUGUCGCUUGAAGACGAAGGGCAACUAUCUGGUUUUGAGCAUGAUGCCGAUAGUAGCAUCAAAUCGACAUGUUUGGCACUGAUUCUAGGAGGCAGUGACACGACGGCUGGGACACUAACGUGGGCGAUCUCAUUGUUGUUAAACCAUCCCAAUGUCUUAACAAAGUUGCAACAUGAACUAGAUGAGCAUGUAGGUAAAGAAAGACAAGUCGACGAAUCCGACAUAAAAAACCUCUUAUUUCUUCAAGCGGUAAUAAAAGAAACUCUUCGUCUCUACCCGGCGGGCCCACUUCUAGGACCGAGGGAGGCCAUGGAAGAUUGUACAGUUGCCGGGUACAAUGUCAAAGCUGGGACUCGAUUAAUAGUUAACGUUUGGAAGCUUCAAAGGGAUUCAACGGUUUGGGUCGAUCCAUCUAAAUUUGAACCCGAGAGGUUUAUGGGUUCUGACCAUGGACAUGUCGACCUGAGAGGACAACAAUUUGUGCUCAUGCCAUUUGGGUCAGGUCGACGUUCUUGUCCUGGAGCCACGUUUGGACUUCAAGUGCUUCAUCUGACAUUGGCUCGUCUUGUCCAUUCUUUUGAUCUGGAUCGGGUUGGAGGUCUUCCGGUCGACAUGGCCGAGAGCCCGGGGAUGACGAUUCCAAAAAAGAAGCCAUUAGAGGUCCUCUUGAACCCGCGACCUCUGGCCAAGCUCUACGGUUGUUGA